Molecule: messenger RNA, 7602 nt
Organism: Paramecium primaurelia
Lineage: Eukaryota; Ciliophora; Oligohymenophorea; Peniculida; Parameciidae
Source: the annotation of a GenBank genome assembly
AUGAAAAAUUUAAUUCUGAUUUGCUUGUUAGCUAUGGUCUUAACAUAGCAAGUUUAACACUCAAAUAAAUGUAAUGAUUGUGGAUAAUUAAAAUCACAAAAUGAUUGUGAAUAAGAGAUAACUGUAACAGGAACUUGUGAAUGGAUAGCUGCAUCAGGAACAACACCAGCAAAAUGUUAGAAAAAGACAACAGUUGAUCCAGUAAGUUCAUUCAAACCUUAUUGCGAACUUAUUGAAAAACCAGAAACAAACUGUGCUAAAACAUUAGGUUGUGCUUAUGUUGACUUAAAAUGCACACAUUUUACAGGAUGUCAAGCAUAUGUUAAAACUACAACAACAGAUUGUUAAGCUAUAUCCUAUUUUUGUGUCAGUGAUGGAAAUGCAUGUAUUCAAGCUAAAGAAUGCAAAGAAUAUACAUAAUAACAAUGUGAAUCAACUCCAAGUGUUUCAGGAAUACUUAAAUGUAAAUGGGAUACAAAUUCAGGAGCUUGUAGAGAUUAUGCAUGUUCAGAAGCAGAUACUAGUUUAAAUACUGAUGAAAAAUGUUCAGCUUGGUUAGCUGGUUGUGUAACAAAAGGUUAAGGUUGUGUUAAUGCACCAAGACCUGCAUGUGCUACUUAUACAGGAGAUGAUGCUGCAUGUUAAUCUUUUAUUGGAUCAGAUGGAAAUUGUGAAUUAGCAACUGGUACAACAAAUUGUAAGGCCAAAGAAUGUGUUAAUGCUCCAACAUCAUUAAGUACUGAUGAUGAUUGUAAAGCAUAUUAAAAAGGAUGUAUAACAACUGGAAAAGGUUGUGUUUUAGCAACAACAAAACCAUUAUGUUCCACAUAUUCAGGAGAUAACACUACUUGUGUUGGAUUUAUUGGAUCAGAUGGAGUUUGCGAAGGUGAUGCUGGUGGUUCUAAAUGUAGAGCCAGAAAAUGUGAAAAUGGAGCAUUCAAUACUGAUGAACUUUGUAAAUAAUAUUAAAGUACUUGUAAAACAAAUGGCAAAACAUGUGUUUCAGCAUUAACAGCUUGUAAUACAUAUAAAGGUACUGCCACUACUUGUGCUGUAUAUAUUGGUACUGAUGGAUAUUGCAAAGGAACAAGUACAACAACUGAAGCUUCUUGCUUACCUAAGGUUUGUGAUGAAGCUCCAGAUACAACAACUACUGAUGAUGCUUGUAAUAAAUAUUAAAUUGGAUGUGUUACUACAGGAAAAGGAUGUGUUACAAAAACUAAUUUGAAAUCUUGUACUACUUACGAUGGUGAUGCUACUAGUUGUUAAUCAAGAGUUGGAUCUGAAGGUAAAUGUACAUGGAAGACUGGAACCAAAUGUGUUGCUAGAGAUUGUACUUAAGCAGCAACCAAUUUAAAUACUAAUCCUCUUUGUGCCAAUUUUUUCACUAAUUGUGUUACUACUGGAUCUGGAUGUGUUUCAUAAACUUCUUGUGAUUUGACUGUCAAAUAAUAAAGUUGUGAAGGUACUAAUAAUUGUUCAUGGUAACCUAUUUGUACUAGUAAUUCAAACUGUAGUGCAUUUACAAAAAAAUCAAUUUGUGUAUCAAAUUAAGCUAGAGUAAGGACUUUUGAUAAAUAUGAUGAAAAUGGAAAUCCAAUUUAUAUUUUUGUAUCAAAAAAAUGUGGUUGGUUAAAUAAUGUUUGUAAGGAAUUGUCUUGCUCAGAUUUAACAGGAGCUUAUUAUAAUACUGAUGCUAAUUGUGCAGCAGAACUAUCAACAUGCAUUAGUAAUAGAGUUGAUGCUUGUAUAACUAAAUAUGAAUGUAGUAAACUUUCAGGAACAUAAUCCACUUGUUUAAGUUAUCCAGGUUAUUGUACUAAUUCAUCAACAGCUACUGAUACUACUCCUUGUGUAUAAAGAAAGUGUACAGAUAAUACAGAAGCAACUGAUAAUGCUACAUGUGCUUCAUUCUUACCUGGAUGUAUUAGUAAUGGAAAAGGUUGUGUUGAUUAUACUACUCCAUGUACAUCAAUGAAAGGAACUUAAGAAACAUGUAAUAAGAUAUUUGCUUAUAAGACUGGAUCUAUUGAUAACUUUACAACUAAUUAAUGUUACAAUAGUUCAACAGCCACUGAAAAUGAUUUUUGUAAAAUCAAAACCUGCAAAUUAGCAGAAAAUUAAAAUGAUGGUACAUGUGGUUCAUUUUUAGAUGGAUGUGUCUAUAAUGGAAAUGGAGGAUGUGUUGAUCCAAAAGCUAAUGACACAACUUGUGCAAGUUAUACAGGUGUUUUAGCAUUUUGUGAAUCUGCUAUUGUUGGAAGUAAUAGUUCUAAAUAUUGUUUUGGAACAUCUACAUCAGCUACAUGUACUGUUAGAGCUUGUAUUGAUAAUACAACUGCAACAAAAGAUGAAGAUUGUGAGUCUUUCAUGUCAGGAUGUAUAGCUAAAUCUGAUGGAGGUUGUAUUAGUAGACAAUUAAGAUCAUGUUCUUAAUAAUUAGGAACUGUUACUACUUGUCCUAAUUUUAGUGGUGGUUUAUAAGUCUCAUCAGUUUGGACCAAAGUUCCAUGCACAAAAUAUGAUGCUUGCUAAGAUAGAUUAUGCUCAGAUAAAACAAGUCCUUAAUCAGCUUAAGAUUGUCUUGAUCAUAAAUCUACUUGUAGAUUCUUUAAGGCUGGAUCUACAUGCAUUGAUGCAACAGCUUGUAGUAAUUAUAGUCUGCCUGAUACUGCAACUACUGAUUAAUAAAAGUUUGAUUAUUGUACAAGUAUUAAAGAUAACGUUGGGUUAUUAUGUGGUUAUACAUCAGGAGCAACUAAAUGUUCAGCUAGAACAUGUGAAUAAUUCUUAAGCACUUAUACUUCAUUAUCAUGCAUUACUUAUUUAUAGAAGGAUAUCUCUACUUCAACUGAUGAUACUUGUAAAUUAGCAGGAACUAUAUGUUAUUUACCAAAUAAAACCGAUUGUGCAUAUAGUUAUACUUCUACUGAUACUACUGAUGCUCUUAAAUUAGCUUAAUGUAGAAGAUUUGUAAAUAAUAAAGGAUUUGCAUGUACAUUCAAAACAGGUGAAACUAAAUGUAGUUUAUAAGAUAGUUGUGAAAAAUUAAAUAUUUAAACAGAUACAUAAACCUGUAACGAUUCAACUCUUUUUCCAACUAAAGGAGUAUGUUAAAAAGUAACAGAUUCAAAUUGUCUCACUAUAUCAGAAACUUGUAGUGAUUACAAAAUAGAUUCUACUUUGACUACAAUUAAAAAAUAAGAAGUAUGUUGGGAAUUGAAGUUGAUUAAAGAUGUAUCAAAAUUAGGAACCCCAUAAGCAUAAUAUACCAAAUGUAUUUAUAAGACAGGAAGUGCAUGCGAUGCUAUUUCUGCUUGCUCAGAUAUUAUUUCAGCUUCAAGUUAAGAAUAAUGUGAAUUUUAUUUAUCGGGAUGCUUAUAUUUUAAUGGUAAGUGUUAUGCUAAAGUUGCUACUGGUAAUUGUCCCUCAACAUUCCCAGCUGGAAUCACAACAGAUACUUAAAAAUCUCUAUAUUGUAGAAGUAUUAAGGAAGACAGUCUACAUUGUAGAUUAAAAUCUGAUAAAACUAGAUGUGAACUUGCAGAUAAUGCUGAUUGUGGUAUAACAAUUCCUACUUCAGGCAGUUGGGAUUCUAUUAGUGAUUCAACUUCAAAUGCAUUCAAAUCUGCAUUUUGUCUAGCUUAAUCAUACAAAGAUAGAACCAAAUUCUGUAAAUUUACUUCUGGAACAACUUGUAGUGAUGCAACAUGUGCAGAUAUCCCAUCACCAACUAGUUAAGGAGAUUGUGAUAAUUACAUAAAUGGAUGUUUUUACUUUAAUAAUAUAUGUUAUGAAAAAGUGAUUAUCGAAAAUGUUGGUAAUUGUGCUGAUAAUGAUAUAGUACCUAUGGAUUCAGAAUUAACACCAGCAUAAAAAGUAAUAUAUUGCUAAUUCUUUACUACAUAUAGUAAAGAUAACUAUUGUACAUUUGAUUAAUAUAAUCCAACUCCUCCAACUUAAUGCACUGCUGGUGGUACUUGUGAUUCCUAUGAAAAUUUGCCAAACACUAAUGAUACUGAUAAUUUAAAUUAUUGUUUAAGUAAAGUUAGUAUUACUAAUUCAAAAUGCACUUACACACCUGGUGAAACCACAUGUAGAAUUUUUGAAUGCUAUGAUAUACAAAAUCCAACCUCUUAAAUGGAUUGUGAUUAAUAAGCAAAUAUGUUUUAAUGUGUAUAUCUCUUAGGAACAUGUUAUAAUAAGAAUGAAACUUGUGAUAAGAUCCCUGCUUAAAAUGGAAAUGAGAAGGUAUAUUGUGAUCGAGUCCAAUCUGCUGCUCAAUGUACUUAUAUAUCAGGAACAACAUGUGCAGCACAAAAGCAGUGUGAAUAAUAUAGUGUAACUGAUAAUUAAGCAUCAAUUUGUGCAACAUUGACAGAUGGAAAAAGUAAAUGUACAUAUGUUUCUGGUAAUAAUUGUGUCACGUUAAGUACUUGCGAAAAUUAUGAUGGAAGAGCUGAACCUGAAUUAGGACCUGCAGAAGGUACAGAAGAGACAUAGUGUAAAGCAGUUAAAUCAACCGAUGGCUAUCCAUGUAUUAUGGAUUCUGCUAAAAAAUGCAGAGCAUAAAUUUGUAUUGAUAAUGAUGCAAGUGCAACAGAUUGUAUAAAUAAUGCUCCAAAUUGUCUCUAUUAUUCCAAUAAAUGCAUAACAAAGGACAAUUGUGCAAAAUAUACACCAUAAGGUGAUGAUGAUGCAGCUAAAUAAAUAUGGUGUGAAGGAGUAUAGAAUGAUACAGGAGAUUUUUGUGCUUGGGAUUCAGCUAAUUCAAAAUGUAGAGACAGAUCAUGUAGUGAUAAGGCAUUCUAUACAGAUAUUGAUUGUUAAAGUUAUCUUAAAUCUUGUAAAACAAAUGGUACUAUAUGUGUUUCAUAGACUAGAGCAUGUACAUCAAACAAUGGUUCAGCUGAUUUUUGUAAUACCUUAUUAGAUUCAACAGGAAAAGAUAGAUGUAGACCUAUUUUAACUGCUACUACUACACCCUCACCCUGCACAAUUAGAACAUGUUAUGACAAUCUUACUGCAACAACUGAUUCUGAAUGUGAUACUUAUUUAAGUGGAUGUGUCACUCGUGGUACAGGAUGUAUUCCAAAUACAGAGCCAUGCACAUCAUAUAGAGGAACUAAAUAAUAAUGUGAAUUAUUUAAAAAAUAUACUGGAUUAGAUGAUAAGAAAAAUCCUACUUAUGAAUAAUGUUCUGGAGAUGCUGGAAAUACAGCCGCAAGUAAAUGUAAAGUAAGAACUUGUGCAGAUAAUACUACAGCUACAUCUGAUGCUGAAUGUGCUACUUAUAUGAAAGGAUGUAUAACCAAAGGUACAGGAUGUGUUGAUGAAACUUCAUCAUGUACUGCAUUUAAGGGAGAUUAAGCAACUUGUGCUAAAUUCUUGGGUACUUCAGGUAGAGAUUAUUGUUGGAAUACUUCAACUGCAUUGGUUACAGCCAAUUGUACUAAAAAGAAGUGCAGUGAUAUUUCAGGUAAAAACAAUAAAGAAUGUAAUGAUGGUAUGCCACCUUUUAAAACUACUGAUGAUCCAUUCUGUGUUUUUGAUGGAACAUCAUGUAUUGAUUAUGGAAAGAAUUGUAAUGCAUUUAAUGGAACUGAAGAGACUUGCCCUACUUAUUUAGGUAGAGAUGGUCCAUGUAAAGCUACAACUGUUGGAACUCUUAAAGGAUCAUGUGCUAAGAGAGUAUGUACAGAAGCACCAAAUACUCUUACAACUGAUGCUGAUUGUUAGAAAUAUCAUAAAGAUUGUUAUACAACUGGUUAUGGAUGUACAAGCACUAAAUAAUGUUUCAAUUUGACAUCAUAAGCUGCUUGUAAAUUAAGAGAAGAAUGCACAUGGGCUAAUUAAUGUACUAAUGCUAUUACUGCAUGUUCUACUUAUAGUAACACUAAUUAUUCAUAAUGCUCAAAUUCUAAAGUGAAUGGUAAGUUCUGUGCUUGGUAAGAAUCAAAUUCAACUUGUAGAGCUUAAGUAUGUGAAGAUCAACCAGCAACAAUUGCUUCUCAUGCUUAAUGUUAAAGCUUUGCUGACAAUUGUACAACAACAGGGGCUGGUUGUAUAACUAUUUCAGCAUGCACAUCAUACAAGACUCAAUCUGUUUGUAUAGCUGCCUCAACAACUAAAGAUGGAGUUGGAAGAUGUGGUUGGGAUGUCACAACAAAUAAGUGCAGAAAUAGAAUUUGCAGUGAUAAGAAUGGUUUAACUGAUGAAGAAUGUAAUACUUUCCUAUCAGGAUGUAAAACUAAUGGAUCUGGUUGUGUGACUGGAGCCUCAUGUACUGAAUUUUCCAAUAAAUAAUUCUGUAUUAAAUCCAACUCUGGACCAUGUCUUUGGGUUAAUGGAUAAUGUUAUGAUUAUGACAGAUGUGAAGAUGCUGUAAAAAAGACUCAUACUGAAUGCUAAGCAUUCUCACCAUUAUGUACAACCAAUGGAGAUACAUGCAUUCCAAUUACAUCUUGUGCUAGCACAUCAUUAAAGGCUUCAUGUGUUGUGGGAUCUGAUGGAGCUUGUGGAUGGUUACCUACAGGAAAAUGUUAGAAGUUUGGAUAAUGUACAGAUGCUGUGGCAACUACAAAUGAUGAAUGUCUCUCUUAUGGUCCAACAUGUAUUACUGAUGGAACAGCAUGUAUAGCUAAAUCAACUUGUAAUAGUUACAAAACAUAAACAGCAUGUAAUAACAAUGGAACUGAUGGUAUAUGCUUUUGGAAUGCUACAGCUAAUACUUGCAAAUUGAGGGAAUGUGGUGAUGAAUAAAAGGGUACAAAUGACUAAUGUAAGCUUAUUUCUGUCACAGGAGGAUCAUGCACAACUGAUGGAACCAAAUGCAUACCCUUAUCAACAUGCUCAAGUUAUGUUGAAGCUGGAUGCUUCAAUGGAACUGAUGGAGAAUGUACAUUUGCAUUACCAGUUGGAGCUACUACAGGAAACAAAAUCUGCAGAUUAAAAUAAUGUGAAGAUAUUUCUGGUGGAACUUCAAAUGCUAGCUGCAUGGGAGUUAUUUCUGGAAAGUAAUGUGUAUCAAAUGGAGUAAGUUGUAUUGCCAAGUCUACUUGUUCAACUUAUAAAACUAUUACUGCUUGUAAUGGAGGUGGUUUAGAAAAUAGUAAAUAAAUUGUUUGUGCUUUCACUCCUACUGGAACUGAUAAAGUUAAUGGAACUUGCAAGACAUUCUCAGCAUGCGCUGAUGCUAACAAAGAUAAAUUGGCAUGCACAACUAAUCCAUCAUGUAAAUGGAAUGAAAACUCAACAGGAACAUCCUGUGUUAAUCAUACAUGUGAUACCUUUGCCACAGGAACUGAUUGUCAACCAAUUCCAAGCUUUGAUGGAGCUUCAUCCACUGUUUGUGUUCUUUAAAGUGGAAAAUGUGCAGCUGCUGAUCCAGGAACCAUGACAGAUUCCAAGAUUUGCUACACUAAAUCAGCUUACACUUAUAGUUGGAAUGCUUCUACUAAUAAAUGUGAAAGUUGCCUUUUAGGAUCUGUCAAUCCAAACAAUUCAAAUAAUACAAACAAUUAAACAGAUAAUGGAUCCACUACCGAUAGUUCUUACAUCUUAUCAGUUGUUUCAUUAGGUAUUUUGGGAUUAAUGGCAUGA